This is a messenger RNA of Acytostelium subglobosum LB1, 2547 nucleotides long. RefSeq lists its product as hypothetical. NCBI's taxonomy places the organism in Eukaryota, Evosea, Eumycetozoa, Acytosteliales, Acytosteliaceae. Gene Ontology annotation, molecular function: protein kinase activity; ATP binding. Bases 1 to 2547 code for a protein of 848 amino acids. Gene Ontology annotation, biological process: protein phosphorylation. The record is from RefSeq and is a predicted model, not a curated record. The transcript is spliced from 2 exons.
AUGGACCAAUCAUUACAUUCAAAGUCGUCAUCCUCGCCCGCAAACAAUCAUUCGAAUCAUGAUGACAGCAACAACAACAACAACAACAAUAACCACAGUAGUAGCACAGGUAGUAGUAGUAACAGUAGUAGUGGAACACAAUCAAUACAGCACAGUGUUGAGAAUAGCACAUCAACAAGCAAAGUGAACUCUCCAAAUGAUUGUUUAACUCCAUCACUACAAUCAAACAAGUUGUUACCUAUUGUGGUCGACAACAGCAACAACAACAACAAUCACAACAAUGUCCAACAACAACGUGUAAAUAUCAACAGUGUAGAACUAAGUAACAACAACAACAACAACAACAACAACAGUACAACAACAACAACAACAACAAACAACAUUGUUCUCGACCAAUCCAUCAACAUUAUCAACAAUAAUAUAACCUUGACGAGCAGUGGAACACAGAUUACAUUGUGUGAGAUGUGCAGUCAACAUGUACUCUCGAGACCGCCAAGUAGUAGCGGGUUUACCACGAUCGAUCAAAUAUAUCUAAACACAAGCGGCACGACAACGUGCACGCCGGGCAGCAUCAGCAGCAGCCGCCUGAGCACUGUAAAUUCAACGACACCAACGCCAACGCCCACGCCGACACCCGCCGCAGCAGCCGGCGACACGACCUCGGCGCGCUGCGACUCUGCCGAGGAGGUGGCCCGUGUGUUCCAGCAAUUCCAGAUCAACAACCAACUAAUGAACCAACAGAUAGAGGCCAACGACGGCACGCCUCGCGAAUCACCACUGUAUCACUUCCGUACUGGCACUGGCACUGGCAACACAUUGGCAGGCUGGAAUGGAAUGGCAAUGAAUCAUCCCAAUGGCAUUGUUGGCAGCAGUACAAGUACCACAGCCACCAACACUGGUCUACAACUGUCGAUAUCCUCGCCAUCGAUCAUCACACCAACGACCAACCGACUGCACAAUUGCCAGUCGCCUCCAGUCAAUCCGCUUCCAUCCAUGCUGCACUCUUCCAUUGGCAGCACGGCAGACUUUUUCAACAAGUCACUGCUCAGCACGUUCCUUUCGUCGACGCCAUCGUGCACGCCAAAGAGCAUGGUUGGCGGCAAAGACCUCUCAUACGACACAAAGGACUCAUUCACCAUCAACAUCACCAACAGCGACUUGAACUCAAUCCUCUCGGACAACAGCAGCACAAGUAGUGGAUUCCAGCGACUGAGGCAGUCGGGCAGCAGCGGCAACAGCAAGCAGCCUGUGACACAGAGUGCCCAGCAGCAGACUGAUGCCAGUAACAGUAGUAACGAUAGCAUAUCACAGUACAAUAACAACAACAACAACAAGGACAUUACUUUCAUGCAAGGAGAUCAAGAGAGUGUGAAAGAGAAGUCCAGCGUAUCCACUGCAUCGUUCAACUCCUCAGGCACGCGUCCACACUAUCAACGUCCUCGCGGAAGGUCCAUCUCCGACUCACUCUAUCUCUCGCCAAACAGCAGGGAUUGUAUAAACGAUAUUCAGAGGGCAUUGGAAAAUGAAAAGAUCAAGAGGAAUAGAUAUAACGAGCUCAAGGAGAUGUUAAAGGAUAAGACGGACAUCAUUGAGAUCAACGAUAUACAGUUUGUACAAAAGGUUGGUGAGGGAGCGUUCAGUGAGGUCUGGGAAGGAUGGUGGAACGGCAUCCACGUGGCGAUAAAGAAGCUAAAGAUGAUUGGCGACGAGGAGCAGUUCAAGGAGCGCUUCUUGCGCGAGGUCGAGAACCUCAAGAAGGGCGCCAAUCACCAGAACAUCGUAAUGUUUGUUGGCGCAUGCUAUAAACCGGCCUGCAUCAUCACAGAGUACAUGAGCGGUGGCAGCCUGUACAGUGUGCUUCACAAUCCCAACACUCAGCCCAAGACAAAGUACACAUUCCCGCUGGUGCUCAAGAUGGCCAUGGACGUCGCUCUUGGUCUCAUGUAUCUGCACUCGCUCAACAUUGUGCACCGCGACCUUACCUCACAGAACAUCCUGCUUGACGAGUAUGGCAACCUCAAGAUAUCAGACUUUGGACUGUCACGCGAGAAGCCAACGGAUGGAUCGAUGGCCAUGACAAACGGAGGCAUCUGCAAUCCUCGUUGGCGUCCGCCCGAGAUCACAAAGAACCUCGGCCACUACUCUGAGAAGCUGGACGUAUUUUGUUUCUCACUGGUGGUUUGGGAGCUUCUGACUAGCGAGAUACCAUUUGCCGAUCUUGACGGAUCCCAGGCUUCAGCGCAGGUGGCUUAUGCAGGCCUUCGUCCGCCCAUUCCCGAAACGGUGGACCGCGAGUUUGCUGCACUUCUCGUGCAAUGCUGGGCCACUGAACCUGAUGAGCGCCCUGCAUUCACAAACAUUGUCGCCAAGCUCAAGGAGAUCAGUUGGAACAACCCAAUAGGCUUUGUGUCGGACCAGCUGAGAGACUCGAGCGAGGCAUCCACGCCUCGUUCUCUGUCACCCAUCCAGCUCCAACAUCAUGUUACCAAGAGUAAUCCCAGCACAUCAUUUGCCCCAUCGUCGUCGUCCCAACAACAACCGCAAUAA